AUUCGCCAGCAACAGAUGCCGGGCGCCCAGAUUGGCAUCCUUAGUCCCCGCUGAGCGCCCGAAGAAGAGGGCAGGAACCAGAGAAGGGCCUGGAAGGCGGGGACGGGAGUGCAGAGACCACCCCUCCCCAACCCCAAAAGGCAGAAGCCCCCGCCCCCCACCGGAGAGCUCCGCGCCCGCCAAGCGCCUGCCUGCUGCCGCUGCCGCUGCCGCUGCCGCUGCCGCUGCCUCGGGCGCCCACCUCUCCCCAGUCAUGCCCGGCCCGGCCGCCGACGGGAGGCAGGUCCCCUUCCGCAACGCCAAGGAGGAGAUCCGUGCGAGGAUCGAAGUCUCGGAAGGCGGCGGCGACCCGCAGAGACUGGGCGGACGCGGGCAGCGGCAGAUCGUCGUCUGGAGAAACGUCGUCCUGAUGAGCCUGCUCCACUUGGGGGCCGUGUACUCCCUGGUCCUUAUCCCCAAAGCCAAGCUGCUCACCCUGCUCUGGGCGUACUUCUGCUUCCUCUUAUCUGCUCUGGGUGUGACAGCUGGUGCCCAUCGCUUGUGGAGCCACAGGUCCUACAAAGCCAAGCUGCCUCUGAGGAUAUUUCUGGCUGUUGCCAACUCCAUGGCUUUCCAGAAUGACAUCUUCGAGUGGUCCAGGGACCACCGAGUCCACCACAAGUACUCAGAGACCGAUGCUGACCCACACAAUGCCCGCCGGGGCUUCUUCUUCUCUCAUAUCGGGUGGCUCUUUGUUCGCAAACAUCCAGAUGUCAUUGAGAAGGGGAGAAAACUUGACCUCACUGACCUGCUGGCUGAUCCUGUGGUCCGAUUCCAGAGAAAGUACUAUAAGAUCACUGUGGUGCUCAUGUGCUUUGUGAUCCCCACGCUGGUACCCUGGUGUGCCUGGGAAGAGAGUCUGUGGAACUCCUAUUUCUUGGCCUCCAUCCUCCGCUAUACCAUCUCACUCAACAUCAGCUGGCUGGUCAACAGUGCUGCCCACAUGUAUGGAAACCGGCCCUACGACAAGCACAUCAGCCCUCGGCAGAACCCACUCGUCACCCUGGGUGCCAUUGGUGAAGGCUUCCACAAUUACCACCACACCUUUCCCUUUGACUACUCUGCGAGUGAAUUUGGCUUAAAUUUCAACCCAACCACUUGGUUCAUUGACCUCAUGUGCUGGCUGGGACUGGCCACUGACCGCAAACGAGCAACCAAGCCAAUGAUCAAGGCCCGGAAAGCCAGGACUGGAGACGGCAGCACUUGAACCUGGAACUGGCAUCCAACAUGUUUGCCAUUGAUACCUUAGUUCAUGGCUUUUGUUCCUAUAGUUCUCUUGUUCAUUGGAUGUGGGAGGGGGUAGAAGCUGGGGAGGGAAAGGAAUCUAUGUGGUUUGGGAACUUUUCCUUUGUCUCAAAAUAAUGUCAAGAUAUAACUAUUAAUGAAAAAAAGUUUUUAGCAUCAAUGUAACUAUGAUUUUAACAUUAGAGUGUGAACAUGUGAUUUAAUCGUUGUAGCUACAAUAUGUCAAACACACAUGGUCAUGUGCUUGAACUUGAUGUUAACCCUGACAGGAUGAAGGAAUUUAAUAUUCUUUCAGUGUGAUUCAGGAGAGCAUUUGCUUUCUUUUCUACCAGUUAACCCAGCACUGUUUUUAAACACAUUAUCUGAAGGUAGAAGACAAAAGAGAGGGUCUAAGUAACUAAAGAAUGUUUCUGUUUUGUAA
Herpailurus yagouaroundi (jaguarundi) is the source of this 1705-nucleotide messenger RNA. RefSeq names its product stearoyl-CoA desaturase 5 (gene SCD5). Lineage: Eukaryota; Metazoa; Chordata; Mammalia; Carnivora; Felidae. The record is from RefSeq and is a predicted model, not a curated record. The coding region runs from base 254 to 1246 and encodes 330 amino acids. Gene Ontology annotation, cellular component: endoplasmic reticulum membrane. Gene Ontology annotation, molecular function: stearoyl-CoA 9-desaturase activity; iron ion binding. Gene Ontology annotation, biological process: unsaturated fatty acid biosynthetic process. The transcript is spliced from 5 exons.